Carya illinoinensis is the source of this 1086-nucleotide messenger RNA. RefSeq lists its product as uncharacterized. The record is from RefSeq and is a predicted model, not a curated record. Lineage: Eukaryota; Viridiplantae; Streptophyta; Magnoliopsida; Fagales; Juglandaceae. The transcript has 3 exons. Gene Ontology annotation, molecular function: RNA-DNA hybrid ribonuclease activity; nucleic acid binding. Bases 1 to 1086 code for a protein of 361 amino acids.
AUGGCCAUUAAGCUUGAUAUGUCAAAGGCCUAUGAUCGUGUGGAGUGGGAGUUUUUAGAGACAGUGAUGCAAAGGAUGGAAUUUUGUGAAAAGUGGGUAAAACUCAUUAUGAAGUGUGUCAGGUUAGUGUCUUAUUCUGUAUUGAUAAAUGGGAAGGCAGGAUACAAAAUUAAACCUACAAGGGGAUUAAGACAGGGUGAUGAGGCUGAGCAAAUCUUAAGUAUACCUUUGAGCAAAGGUAAUGCACAAGACAAGAUUAUAUGGAGGCCAUCGAAGAAGUGUGUUUUUACGGUCAACAAUGCUUAUCAUUUGCAAUUAGAAAGACUAAAGAAUAGCAGAGGUGGUUGCUCAGAGGAAGAGAAAGAAGAUAAGAGGUGGAGGAGUAUAUGGGAGCUUGAAGUGCCAGGGGUGGUCAAGUUUUUCAUAUGGAGGGCUGGAAAUGAUUUGCUACCCACUAAAAAGAACCUUUUCAGGAGAAAAAUAGUUGCUGACCAAAAAUGUCUUCUCUGUGGUGCAGAAAUUGAGACAGUCAUGCAUGCUCUUUGGGAGGCAAAUGAUGUUUGGUCUGAUUCUCAAAGUUUGGUUCAGAAAUGGAGUAGCACAGAAUCUGAUUUCCUACACUUGUGGGAAAAACUUAUGGGAAGAUUGAAUAAGAACCAGCUUGAGGAGAUGACAAACUCAGAAAAGGAAGACCAGACACCAACUACUAGCAUUAAUAAGAAGACACGGGAAAAACCAGCAAAUGGUUUUGUAAAGGUGAAUUGGGAUGCUUCACUUGAUCUCAGGAGGAAAAGAAUGGGAGUGGGAAUUAUGAUCAGAAAUGAGGAGGGUGAGGCUCUAGUGGCUUUAUGUGAUCAAAGGCAAUAUGUGCAGAACUCAUCAGUAGCAGAAGGAUACGCACUUUGGAAGGCUUUGGAGCUGUGUAAUGACCUUAAUAUUCAGAAGGUCAUUUUCAAAGGGGAUUCUAAGGCUGUUGUAUUGGCAGUUUUAAGUAAUAAGGAAGAUUUGUCCUAUGGUGGUUCUAUAGUUAAAGAUAUACGGUCUGUUCUAGCAGACAGACCAGAUUGGUCUAUACAAUUUGCAUAA